AUGGCUCCUCUCAAGUUCCAAGGAUGGUUAGGCAAGACGCCCGAGGCUGCCAAGGGACAGAUGGAAUGGGGCGAGUUUGAGCCGAAGAAGUGGACUGAGGACGAUGUCGAUAUUGAGAUCAGCCACUGCGGCAUCUGCGGAUCCGACCUUCACACACUCAGCUCCGGCUGGGGACCUACACCAUACCCAUGCUGCGUCGGCCAUGAAAUCGUGGGCAAGGCCGUCAAGGUUGGUAAAAACGUGAAGCACAUCAAGGAGGGCGACCGCGUCGGUGUCGGCGCGCAAGCCCGCAGCUGUCUGGAGGCUGACUGCCCCGACUGCUCUACCGGCCUUGAGACCCACUGCGCCCGCGAAAACGUCAACACCUACGGCAGCGUCUACCCCGGCGACGAGGGCAAGUCGUACGGCGGCUACGCCGACUACAACCGUACCAACGGCCACUUUGUCAUCCCCAUUCCCGACGGUCUCAGCUCCGCAGACGCCGCACCUAUGCUGUGCGGUGGUGUCACCGUCUACUCGCCUCUGCGCCAGAACGGCUGCGGACCGGGCAAGACGGUCGGUGUUGUUGGUGUGGGUGGACUGGGUCACUUCGCUGUGCUGUUCGCUAAGGCGCUCGGCGCCGACAGAGUCGUUGGUAUCUCCCGCAAGGCGGAGAAGCGCGAGGACGUGCUUAAGCUCGGUGCAGAUCAGUACAUUGCUACUGAGGAAGACUCCAAGUGGGCUGCUUCCAACACAAGGACUCUCGACCUUAUCAUCUGCACUGUCUCCAGUGCCAAGAUGCCCAUGGCUGAGUACCUGUCCUUGUUGAAGCCCAAGGGCACAUUUAUCCAGGUUGGUGCCCCUGAUGGUGGUCUUCUCCCGGCCAUCAACGCCUUCAUUCUGAUCGGAAACGGUAUCAAGGUCGGUGGUAGCUUCAUCGGUACCCCACAGGAGAUCCAGGAGAUGCUUCAACUCGCCGUCGACAAGAACGUCAGGCCGUGGAUCCAGGAGCGUCCUAUGCAGGAUGCCAAUAAGGCCAUUGUUGAUAUGGAGGAGGGUAAGGCCCGCUACAGAUACGUCCUCGUCAACGAGAACUACGGCAAGCAUUGA
Molecule: messenger RNA, 1089 nt
Organism: Pseudomassariella vexata
Lineage: Eukaryota; Fungi; Ascomycota; Sordariomycetes; Amphisphaeriales; Pseudomassariaceae
Product: zinc-binding dehydrogenase
Exons: 3
Coding region: 1-1089 (362 amino acids)
Biological process (GO): alcohol metabolic process
Molecular function (GO): alcohol dehydrogenase (NADP+) activity; zinc ion binding
Source: RefSeq, a predicted model, not a curated record